Molecule: messenger RNA, 2472 nt
Organism: Orussus abietinus
Lineage: Eukaryota; Metazoa; Arthropoda; Insecta; Hymenoptera; Orussidae
Product: speckle targeted PIP5K1A-regulated poly(A) polymerase
Exons: 4
Coding region: 95-2197 (700 amino acids)
Biological process (GO): mitochondrial mRNA polyadenylation; mRNA 3'-end processing
Molecular function (GO): RNA binding; poly(A) RNA polymerase activity
Source: RefSeq, a predicted model, not a curated record
AAAUUAAAGUUAACGAGAAGUUGGUCUUAAUAAAUAUUACCUUAUGAUAUAAUAGUUUCAAUACACCUGGUCAUUCGUUCGCAGUAAAAUUAAAAUGGGAUUGCACUGUGAUGUUUGUUCUUUGGACCUUGUUGACCAUUUUGCUUAUGAAGGUCAUAUCAAAGGUAAAAAACAUUUGAGAAAUGUUGAGAAAAAUGAAAAGAUUUUGAAAAAAAAGAUGAAUUCUGUGUUUGUGACAAAUUUGCCUCCUUCUGCUUCGAAGGAGACAUUGUUUAAAUUUUUCUCAAAAUUUGGUCCAAUAGAAAACCAUAUCUUUUCUCAAAAAUAUAUGAUCAUAGAAUUUCAAAACAGAGGACCAGUACAUUUCUUACUGAAUAAUCCAAUUCGGAUGAAUGGUAUUAAAUUCAGUAUCAAGAAAAGAAUCAUACGGGACGAGAGUAAAACAAAAACUAAAAAAAAGGAAAUUGUAAAUCAGAGUCUACGCGAUGAGGAUUUGAUACCAAUAUCUCAGGUAGAUGACACGUUUGAUGUCCAACUUACAUCUUUACUGAAGGCAGUGCAGCCCGAUAAGGACGAAAUUGAAUCUAAGUGCAACCUAAUUUGUGCUGAUUUAGCUCAAGUAUUUUCAACGGUGUUUCCAAAGUGUGCAGGUUAUAGAUAUGGUUCAACGGUAACAGGCUUGUACUUUAAAACCAGUGAUGUAGAUAUUUUAGUGGAUGUUGGUGAACAUGUUAUCAAGACUACAGAUCAAACCCCAAAACCCCCCACAGGCUUCCAAUGGACUCCACAAAAAGUCUUUAAAGAAGCAAAGAAACUUUUAUUUUCAAGGAGCAAACUUUUUACCGAUCUAAUCCAAAUUCCUAAAGCAAAAACGCCAAUUAUAAAAUUUACUCACAUACCCACCAGUAUGUCGGUCGAUGUUUCAUUCAAAAAUGGAAUUUGUGUGUACAACAGUCAUCUCAUCAAAUCUUACUUGUUCAGUGAUGACCGAUUACGGCCUUUAAUGAUUAUUAUAAAAUGCUGGGCAAAGAUGUUCAACCUCAUUGGGCCACAAAAAAUAUCCUGUUACGCGAUGACCAUGCUUGCUAUCUUUUACCUUCAACAACCUGAGGUAAACAUUUUACCCACGGUAGCGCAGCUUCAAGAAACUUGCACACCUCAUAUUAUAGAAGGGUGGCAAGUAGCUAUUGAUCAGAAACGUUUAAAUUCUCACAAAUGCACAAAUAAGAGCAGCAUCCCUGAACUCUUACAAGGGUUUUUUACCUUUUACGGAAGCUUUGAUUUUGAGUCUUCGGUUGCAUGUCCCUUUAAUGGUGAGAUACAGACAAAAGAAAAUUUUAACGAUCAAGACAAACUACCAGAUAGUUUUAUGAGGUAUAAACAACGUGUUGAUCAGUCAAUCAAGUUGCAACAUCAGAAGCCAAUGUGUGUGCAAGAUCCCUUUGAGCUUUCUCAUAAUAUUACUGGAAAUGCUCCACCGUAUGUAGUGCUUCUUUUUCAAAAGCAGUGUUCAUUAUCGGCAGAAGUAUGCAGGGAGAUGAUGAAAAAUCAGAACAAAAAUUUAUUACCCACAUUGUUUGUUACCGAAGCUGAAACGAAGGAUACCAAAGUAUUUGUUAUAGAUAUUACAAGUGAAUCAUAUUUAACAGUAGGUCUACCUAAGGACUUUGAUUUGCGAAGUGAUAUCCCUAACAAAGAGCAGUACAUUAGAGAAAACUGGUACUCGGUCAUUUUUGGUCUAGUCAAAGAUUUCUUUGAACGGGUUAUGAAAUUAAAAGUCGAAAUACUUUUAACAGAGGGAGAAGCAAAACACCAGAAAGUUGGUACACCAUCCAAUGUGCACACAAAUGAUAACGAUACUAUUGUUAUGCAUUGCACAGGAAGUCAUAGAAUAUGGUCCCAUCGAAAAUCCAAGAAAUCAUUUAUUGGUCCAUCGAUCAGCUAUAUGGAUCAUGAAGCUCAUGUAUCGGAUGAAUUGAUUGCAAUAUACCCAGAGAGGAAUUUGGACAAUGUUAAAAUAGAUUUUACAUGUAAAUUUAAAAAACAACAGAAACCUGUGCAUGUCUCGUUACUAUUUGAAGAUACAAGUCACACUAAUAACAUAUUUCGUGAAAUGAGACCAUUUUUAAGUAGUAAAUUACGUAGAAUAAUUAAAACGAUGCUGAUGGAUAUGGCAGAUAAACAAUAUAAAAUUUAAUUUCAUAGUUAUGACACAUAAACAAAUUAAAUAUGGACAUAAGCUAUGAUUUACUUCAUAAAUUGUGACUAUGUAUUCUGAUGUAUAUACGUUUUACGUUAAAUCCUGCUGGAAUUUGAAAGAUGUUUUAGUUGUUAAAAGAAUCAAUAAUUAUUUUAUUUUGAGAACAUUGUAUGUCAGAAGAAAUUCACAAUUUGUGGAACACUAUUGACAAUAAUCAUAGAUCUAUGUUAAUUGUCAUAAGAACUGAGCUCGAAUAAAUGACAUGCAUAUAA